Molecule: messenger RNA, 1927 nt
Organism: Daldinia loculata
Lineage: Eukaryota; Fungi; Ascomycota; Sordariomycetes; Xylariales; Hypoxylaceae
Exons: 2
Coding region: 247-1275 (342 amino acids)
Source: RefSeq, a predicted model, not a curated record
UAAGUAAUUCGGUUUGAUGCAGAUACAAACAGUUAUCGAUACAGGUUCGAAGGCAGUCUACAAUUUAAGAUGUUAUAGUUAACGCUCGACGGUCCCUGCAAACGGAGUUACCAGUUAAAAAGAGAAAUCAAUAUCAAAAGCUACCGUUACAUUGGAGCAUUUAUACGAAAGGCCAACUAAGAUAUGUGAUUCCCCACGUUAUCAUAUGCUUACCUCUUUAGUUAUUUGUGUUCUAGCCUGCAAUCCAUGAGCCGUCUUCUCAGCCUCUCGGACGAGCUCCUACUCGAGAUCAUUUCAUAUCUCCAGCCUACUCCGGAAAUCUUGCCAGCUUCCUUAUAUGACCACCCCUUCUACCGUAGGGAGUAUGAUAUUGGCACAACAGACUAUAAAGGCAUAACCCUGGCAAGGCGUCUCUUUCCGGUUCUACUAGUAUGCCGCCGGCUUUACGGUAUCGCAAUCGGGGCUCUGUAUCGGCACAUUCCCUUAUUCCUCCACGAAAAUCUCUCUCAAUCUUUUGCUUCUACCUUGUCGCUACAUCCUCAUCUAGCGAUUCAUAUAAGAUCCGUCGACCUUGACCUCCAUUGCUGUGCCGGCACCUCACAAAUAGAUGUGCGAGCUCUAUUUUGCCUCCCAAACAUCCAUACUAUUUCCUUGCACCGUUGGGAACAGAUGGAGGACUGGGAGUUACAAAACCAGGAUUAUGCCCAUACAUCAUCCGUCCAAGCCCUUCGAUUGAUGAAAUGCGCACUUAUCGAAGGGCCCUUGGCUCAAGUUUUAAGCUGGCCAACGGCCCUUAAGGAACUUUGGUACGAUUACGACCCGGAAAGCUAUAUUGAAUGGCCUCUGAACCUUUUUAGCUGUGAGCAGCUAGAACGGGCAAUAGCAAGCCAAGUAGACUCGCUAGAAACACUUAUUUUUACAGCAAACGAGGCGGACCUCUCCUUUGAAGAGGAGGCACCAAUCGACCUUCGCCAGUUCAGCAGAUUGAAAAGUUUGGCUAUUCCUCGUCCGUUACUUUUACUUUCGAAACAUUAUUCAGAGAUUCCAUGGGAACGCUUACCGAGAAGCUUACAGGUUCUUGAGGUUCGCCAUGGUGGAGACGAGAAUAUCGUCCGUAUAGUGUGUACUCAGACUUCAGGACCUACCUGGCUCAUUGGGAUAUCAGAGAACAGAGCUGCUUUCGUGCCAUCGCUAGAAAAGGUACGGAUUACGACACUAGGAGGGGAGUGUUUUCAAUGGACACUGGACCGUGACUAUCUAGAAACACAUGUAUAGGACUAUAGUAAUGGAGAAGAACGGCGCCCAUUAGUGAGAUUAAUGCAAAGUUUCUUAAGAGCCAAUAUUCGAUAUCUUAUAGAAGGCGGUAAGAGGUUCCAAACACGUCGUACACUACUAGAGAAGUAUCAGCCGCCCAUUCACGAAACAGAAUAGGGUCAAGGCGUACCUACUUACCAACCUUAUAUUGUUGAGCGCACUUACAACCAAACAACUCUAUAAACUUACUUAACAACUAUAUAACGUACAACGUAUCCCAUAAAACCAGCUCGUUAAGAUACCACGCAGGUCUAUCCUGAUUUAUUCGCUGAUGUCUAUAUCCGCCUAUACGUAUACCCAAGAAUACCAACCUGGCCACUUAAACCAACGACAGAAUGUCCAUCGCUUUCGACAACAUCCACAACUUCCGAGACGUCGGAAAGACCAUUAACGACCAUCUCGGCCAGAAGUAAGCUAUCGCAGACCAAGUCGCCUCUUCAAUACCAGUAAAAGACAUAGACAGCUAACUUUUUACCUCAGGGUAGUCCGAGAAGGCGUGUUCUUCCGAUCCGCGCAACCGGGUAAGAGAAAAGUUCCCUAUUUGUCUGCCUGUCUCUAUACCACCAACCACCGUAUUAACCCGCACGCUAGACGAAGCAUCCCUCAAAGACCG